AUGCGCGGUGAGAACCGGCCCCGCAACGCGGGGCCCCAGCGCGGCCGAGCGACCCAAGGCAAGUCCGCUUCCGCCCCCAGCCCACAUGGCCGCGGCCGCCCGCGCCCCUACCCAGCGUGCGCCCCGCGAGGCCGGGGUCCGGUGGGGCCCCAGAUCCCCCGGAGGAGAGAGGGGGCGGCGGCGCUUCACACUGUGGGGAGGAGGAAGCGCGACCGGCGCGGCCGCGGGGGGAAGAGGAGGAGAGCGGUUGUGCGAUCAGAUCGAUCUAAGAUGGCGACUGUGGAACCGGAAACCACCCCUACUCCUAAUCCCCCACCUACAGAAGAAGAGAAAACAGAAUCUAAUCAGGAGGUUGCUAACCCAGAACACUAUAUUAAACAUCCUUUACAGAACAGAUGGGCACUCUGGUUUUUUAAAAAUGAUAAAAGCAAAACUUGGCAAGCAAACCUUCGGCUGAUCUCUAAGUUUGAUACUGUUGAAGACUUUUGGGCUCUGUACAACCAUAUCCAGUUGUCUAGUAAUUUAAUGCCUGGCUGUGACUACUCACUUUUUAAGGAUGGUAUUGAGCCUAUGUGGGAAGAUGAGAAAAACAAACGAGGAGGACGAUGGCUAAUUACAUUGAACAAACAGCAGAGACGAAGUGACCUUGAUCGCUUUUGGCUAGAGACACUGCUGUGCCUUAUUGGAGAAUCUUUUGAUGACUACAGUGAUGAUGUAUGUGGAGCUGUGGUUAAUGUUAGAGCUAAAGGUGAUAAAAUAGCAAUAUGGACUACUGAAUGUGAAAACAGAGAAGCUGUUACACAUAUAGGGAGGGUAUACAAGGAAAGGUUAGGACUUCCUCCAAAGAUAGUGAUUGGUUAUCAGUCCCAUGCAGACACAGCUACUAAGAGCGGCUCCACCACUAAAAAUAGGUUUGUUGUUUAAGAAGACACCUUCUGAGUAUUCUCAUAGGAGACUGCGUCGAGCAAUCGAGAUUUGGGAGCUGAACCAAAGCCUCUUCAAAAGCAGAGUGGACUGCAUUUAAAUUUGAUUUCCAUCUAAAUGUUGCUAAGAUAUAAGAGAAGUCUCAUUCGCCUUUGUCUUGUACUUCUGUGUUCGUUUUUUUUUUUUUUUUUUAAUUUUGGCUACUAGAGUGUCCUCUGUCCCAAUCAAAGAAGUGCAGUCAGUACACAUCGUCCCCAGAAUCCAUAAAUGUGUUCCGGGCCCACUCUGUAAUAGCUUAAAAAAAUUAACCAUUACACACACAUUUGACCCAUCUACAAUAUUAAAGAAAAGAAUUUGCAUUUCUAUACCUUACAAGAGAACGAUUCUGUUUAUGUUCCAUUGUAUGCAGGAGCAUAUUUUGCUGGUUUGAAAGAGUAUGAUGCAUACAGUUUUCUAACAAUUUUCUUUGUUUCUUUUUACAGCAUUGUCUGUGCUGUACUCUUGCUGAUGGCUGCUAGAUUUUAAUUUAUUUGUUUCCCUACUUGAUAACAUUAGUGAUUCUGAUUUCAGUUUUUCAUUUGUUUUGCUUUUGUUUUUCUCCUCAUGUAACAUUGGUGAAGGAUCCAGGAAUAUGACACAAAGGUGGAAUAAACAUUAAUUUUGUGCAUUCUUUGGUAAUUUUUUUGUUUUUUUGUAACUACAAAGCUUUGCUACAAAUUUAUGCAUUUCAUUCAAAUCAGUGAUCUAUGUUUGUGUGAUUUCCUAAACAUAAUUGUGGAUUAUAAAAAAUGUAACAUCAUAAUUACAUUCCUAAUUAGAAUUAGUAUGUCUGUUUUUGUAUCUUUAUGCUGUAUUUUAACACUUUGUUAUACUUAGGUUAUUUUGCUUUGGUUAAAAAAUGGCUCAAGUAGAAAAGCGGUCCCAUUCAUAUUAAGACAGUGUACAAAACUGUAAAUAAAAUGUGUACAGUGAAUUGUCUUUUAGACAACUAGAUUUGUCCUUUUAUUUCUCCAUCUCUAUAGAAGGAAUUUGUACUUCGUAUUGCAAGGCAGUCUCUAUGGUGUCUUCUUGUAGUGUCUUCCACAUGAAUAGCGUAAGUUUGGAGCAUUAGUUUGAUUAUUAUGUUUAUUUUAAUUUUUAAUAAAUUGAAUAGGUAGCAUCAUAUAUAUAUGGAAUUAAA
This is a messenger RNA of Balaenoptera ricei (Rice's whale), 2104 nucleotides long. RefSeq names its product eukaryotic translation initiation factor 4E (gene EIF4E). NCBI's taxonomy places the organism in Eukaryota, Metazoa, Chordata, Mammalia, Artiodactyla, Balaenopteridae. The transcript has 8 exons. Gene Ontology annotation, cellular component: eukaryotic translation initiation factor 4F complex; cytoplasm. Gene Ontology annotation, molecular function: translation initiation factor activity; RNA 7-methylguanosine cap binding. The coding region runs from base 1 to 924 and encodes 307 amino acids. Gene Ontology annotation, biological process: translational initiation. The record is from RefSeq and is a predicted model, not a curated record.